Mya arenaria is the source of this 4375-nucleotide messenger RNA. RefSeq lists its product as uncharacterized. The transcript has 11 exons. Bases 114 to 2126 code for a protein of 670 amino acids. The record is from RefSeq and is a predicted model, not a curated record. Lineage: Eukaryota; Metazoa; Mollusca; Bivalvia; Myida; Myidae. Gene Ontology annotation, molecular function: protein binding.
GUCGUGUCCCAGAUGCAGACAGCAACAUGAAUUUAGCAUGUUUUUAGAAAUAUUUCCAAAUACCGAAUAAAUCAGUGCCUCUUCCAAUUCUGAUGUUGAUCUGAAAGCCCAGGAUGGGGAACACACAGCAGGCACAGGGCGUUCAUGAUUCAUUCCAAUUAAUGACAGACAAAACAAGAGAAAUAAACCUCGCAAGAUCACUCAACUACAGGCAGUAUUGCAGGCAUGUUGAAGGGAAACAGGAAGACAGCUGCCUCACGGAGAUUCCUGCCAAUCUGCUAAGCACCCUCUCCCUUACUGAGAGGAUGAACAUUUCUUUCAACAUGAUUCCCGAGCUGCCAUCGACCUUGCCACUGUGUUGUCCCCAUCUUGUGUACCUUGAUAUUUCUCACAACCAGUUACAGAAUUUACCCGAUGACAUAGGUCAUAUUUUGCAUCUGGAGACCUUACUCGUGAAAUAUAAUCAGUUAAGGAGGUUGCCGUACUCUUUAUUCCAUCUUACAAGGCUCCUGAAGUUAGACCUGUCCCAUAACAGUUUGAAGACGAUUUCAAGUGAAGUUAUACAUUUGGAAAGUCUUGAAAAGUUGAAUGUUUCAAAGAACAGGUUAACUGCAUUACCAUCUUCCUUAGGAGGAGUGAAAACAUUAAAAGUAUUACUAGCAAGUGAAAAUCGGUUUUGUGAACCUUUACAAAAGAUUUGUGAAUAUGGCUCGGAUGAACUUCUUGCGCAUUUGCGGAAAAACUUUAAUCUAUCUGGACAAUGUCAGAUGUCUGGCUCAGCUGGGGGUAACAUGUUCCCAAGGGUGAGGGGUAACCAUCUUCACAGCUCGGUGCCCAACCCCCAGUCAGCUCAGGUUCAGUACAUCCAGGCCCAGACACACACUGCAAACACCUCCAGCAGAAUAAAGUCUCCACUUUUACCCCCACGCGGGGCCUCAGAUCUUGAGGCUUUCAUGCUAAGGGAUAGAAUCUUGGGGCUGUUAUUUGGUGCUGCUAUCGGCGAUGCUAUGGGGCUGGCCACGUGCUGUAUGACUUCUGACGAGUGUCGAUUCCACUAUGGCGGGGAAAAUAUCACGUAUGAUGAGAUCUUGCAGGAUGAGCUGCGGGUUCGCUGGAAACAGGGAGACUGGACUUCAAACUUUGAUAUGAUGGUGCUACUACUGGAGAGUGUUCUAGGCUGGGCAGGUGUUCUGGACGAGUUGGAAUUCGCCCGAAGACUGCGGGCUUGGUGUCUCCAUGGGCAUCCAGAACUUGGUGAUAAGGCUGGACUCGUGCUCAGUGAAACUGUCAAACAGGUAGUAGAGCAUCCAGAAUUCCUGAAGAAUCCGCACAUAGCAGCAACAAGCAUUAUGACUAAAUCAAACAUUCACGUGUAUGCAGUAGAACACAACAGCUUAGGUAACGAAAAUGGUGACGACGAUGAUGAAAAUCCGAGUGAAUGUAGUGAGGACAGUGAUUCUGAGAGCUAUUGUGAAAAUCAGACCACUGGGCCGCUGUUUCCGAGUUCACAUCCGUGUAUACCUUCAAAACUGUUUGGAACUGAUAACGGGGAAUUAGUGCAGAUAGCUAUUCUGGGUGUGCCAUAUUUCCACGAUGUUGAGGAGGUAGAAGCCAACACAGCCAGGAUAUGUAAGACGACCCAUGGUCGACCUGUGUGUGUUGCAGCAUCAGUUCUUGUAACAAAUCUCGUGGCUCAGAUGUUACAGGGGAGAAGUGACUUGACGUGCCACAAGUCAGUGGAGGAGAUGGUUAGCCGAGCUGUUACCAUAGCAACCAAACACAUACCUGACAGCUGUCAACAGGAAGAAUUUAACAGAUAUGUCAACCAUACCUCACUGUCAAGUGUAAACUUCCGAGAGCAGUUCAACAUGUCGUACAGUUUAAAGGCCAUGUCAGCAGGACUUAUCGCCUUAAAAUCUCAACAGUCUUUCAAGUCAUUCAUGAUGAGUUUAUUUAUGGAGGGUGGUGACAGUAACAGCAAUGGCUGUGUGGCUGGUGCCCUGCUUGGUUGCAGGCUUGGCUAUUCCAGGUUACCCCCUGACUGGCUCAAAGGUCUUAGAAAACCAGAAACAGACUGGCUUAAUGUGAAAAUUAACCAUUUUCUUGACAUGAUUGGUCUUCCAUGACAAUUGAGUUUUCUUUCUUCAAUUCCUGCAAGCUUCCAUUGAGUUGUUGGAUUGCUGAGAAAUAAAAAUGAAUACUCUCGCACCUUGCACAACAGCGAGACACUUCUAGUGCCAUAGAAUAAUUUAAACUACAUCAAAAUAUACGACAAAACCUAAGUGACUCAGUUAUAUUUUAAUAAAUUGCCUGUUUUACUUCAUAUACUGCUCUAUCCGCUGGGCAGAAACAUGGUUGUAAAUUAUAUUUUCAAUUUCACACCUACGAGGCUAUGUAAAACACCGUCUGUAAAGUUACUCAAUGUUUUAAGAUGCAUUCAUAGUAUUGCAUUUACUAAAAGAAACUAUUUGAAGAAGGCAAGUUGAGUGCUUAUUCAGCCUAUCUUAAGUAACUAAGAUAUUCUUCAUUGAACGUUUAUGUAAGAAAUAGUUUAUUUUUAUUAACAUAUGAGUUUUUUUAGUUUGAAUUUUAUUCACAAUUUUUUAUGUUGAAUCAUGUUGACUUCCACUGUCUUUCAUUAAGAUACAAUGUAGCUCAUAACAGCUAAUGUUCAAGUUUUAGUAUUUAAGUUGAAGUUUUUUAUAAAUCAAUGUUUACAAAAUUGCAAGCUCGUAAAGUAUAUACUGGGUCAUCCAGAAAGAAUGUGAUUGAUAUUUAAAUUAUUUUGAAGUGUGUUUAAUAUCAGAUUUAAAUUUAGUUGUAACAUUGUUUUAUUUUUAACCACUACAAUAUUACUCAUUAUGAAUAAAAUGUGUUCAGUUGAAAAGGCAUUGAUUCAAAGAACCUUCUAUUGACUUUUGUAUAUGCCAUGUGUUUUGUUUUUGUUGCUGUUUUUAUCAAAUUUUAUGUCUGUUGCAAAAAUGAAAAAUAUGCACAAUUUUUCCAAACAGUUUUUGUAAUUAUGCGUAUUUCAAGCAAGAGAUCUUACAUGUAGUGUAUUAUUAUUAUUUUUGUUAUAAAUUUGUACAGUUUUCAUUAUUAUUAUUUUUGUCUAAAUGGAGACAUAUUGCUUUUGGCAUGGUUUACUGUCCAUCAGUCAGUUUGUCUGUCUGUCCGUCUGUCAUCAAAUAAUGUAAAGCGCAAAUCUUGAAGAGUAAUAGAGUGAUGAAACUUCACAAGUAUGUUAACUGGCAUGUCAUGUUUAGCACAUGAGGUUUUGUGUGUUGGUUAGCCAAAACGGUGCAGAGUGAUGGACCAUGACCUAAAUCAAUAAUAUAGACAAGAAAGCAGUUUGGUGUCACAUUUCUGAAAAAAAAUAGCCAGAGUAAUUAAACUUCUCAGGAGUGUUAAAGUUGCGCCCAUGGUGUUCUGUGUGUUGCUUCACCAAAGAUGUGCAGAGUUAUGGCCCUUUACUUAGUUUUAAAUUAGUCUAAAGAGCAUGCAAUCAUGUGUCACUCAUAUCUUUGAAAGAAUAUGGCACCUGGGGUUACGUUACUGUAUAUGUAUGGUGGCACCCAGUAAGUGUUUGCCCUUAACUUUGUGAAAAUCUUGCAUUAAGAGCACACAAUCUUGUGUUGCGCUUACAGGUAUCUCAAAAAUAUGUUCGCCAGAGUGCUAAAACUAUACAGGAAUGUUACAGCAUCUGAAGUAGUUGACCUGGGGUUAUGUGUGUUGCUUCGCCUUAAAGGUGCAGAGUUUUGGCUCUUGAUAUAGUUAUAAAAAGGGCCUAUAGAGCAUACAACCUUGUGCCGCUCGUAUUUGCAAAGUAUGAAAAUCACAGUGAUGAAACUUCACCGGAGUGUUAAGCAGAAUCAAAAGUUUUGUACCUUGUGUCAAGUAUGUGGCUGACUGCCUUGUGGCCCUUGACUUAGUUAAAAAUGGUUAUAAUGCAUGGAAUCUUGUGUCAACCCUGUCUCAGCAAGUGUAUGAGCCAGAGCCAUCAAACUUGAAAAUAAUAAAACCAGCAUGUGAAGUUGUGGACCUGGGGGGAUUGUUUGUGUCUGUGCCUAGCAGAGUUAUGGCCCUUAUUUUUUAUGCUUUCACAUAUAGAUUACAUUUCUUCAAACAUGUUCCUGUGAAGAAGGCACAUCAGUUAAAUGCUCCUGUAAAGAGGAGAUAUCAGUAUUCAACUGACUUUUUUUUAGUUCCAUUUGAUUUUUGGUGCAUGAUCUGCAUGGUUAUUAUAUUUUAGUAUUACUUUAUUCCAUGUAUUUUUUAUUAAAUUUAUUAUUAAUUGUUUUUAAUGUCUCAGAUAUAUUUAUGGUACAUUGUUUUUAAUUUCUAUUUCAAUCUCAGUAAAAAUUUAAAAAAACUA